Molecule: messenger RNA, 4727 nt
Organism: Culex quinquefasciatus (southern house mosquito)
Lineage: Eukaryota; Metazoa; Arthropoda; Insecta; Diptera; Culicidae
Gene: Sec31
Product: protein transport protein Sec31A
Exons: 10
Coding region: 160-4305 (1381 amino acids)
Biological process (GO): endoplasmic reticulum to Golgi vesicle-mediated transport; intracellular protein transport; endoplasmic reticulum organization
Cellular component (GO): COPII vesicle coat; endoplasmic reticulum exit site
Molecular function (GO): protein binding; structural molecule activity
Source: RefSeq, a predicted model, not a curated record
CGGCAAAGCAGCGCCCGCGAUCUGCUUUAUCAGCCACGUUGGAACGUCUGACGGAUCGACCGAAAAAUUAGUUGCAUCGUCGCCAGGUUUAAUUAAAAAAGUGGAAUUUGGUGUGAUUUUGGUGCGCUUUUACGGGAAAUUGUUUGCAAAGCCAACAAGAUGAAAGUGAAGGAGCUGCAGAAGAUGGUCAACGUGGCCUGGUCGCCGGUCCAGCAGGACCCGAUAAUGUUGGCGGCGGGCACGGCGGCCCAGCAGUUGGACGCCACGUUCAGCACGGCGGCCGCAUUGGAGCUGUACUCGAUAAAUCUGGAAGAUCCGAGCUACGAUCUGAAGCUGCUGGGAAGUCAGACGAGUGCGCACCGGUUCCACAAGGUCGUGUGGAGUCCGUUGGACUUUGGUACGGCCGCGAACCCGAACGGGGUCAUCGUGGGGGGAUGUGAAGGUGGCGUCAUUCAGGUUUACAGCGCUUCAAAGUUGUUGGCCGGGGAAAAUGCGCUGAUGGCCCAGCAGGACAAGCACAACGGAGCGGUGCGCAGUAUGGACUACAACCCGUACCAGAACAAACUGUUGGCAUCGGGAGCGUCGGAGUCGGAAAUUUUCAUCUGGGAUCUGAACAACACGGCGGCGCCGAUGAGCCCAGGAACGAAGGUGCAACCGUUUGAAGAUGUCCAGGGUCUCGCGUGGAAUCGACAGGUCCAGCACAUCCUGGCCUCCGUCUUCAGCUCGCGUUGUGUUAUCUGGGAUCUGCGCAAGAACGAACCCAUCAUCAAACUGACCGACACCCAAUCGCGGAUUCGUUGGCGCGCCGUCCAGUGGCACCCGGAAGUGGCCACCCAGCUGUGGGUCGCCAGCGAGGAAGAUCAAGCGCCCUCCGUUCAAUUGUGGGAUCUCCGCUACGCGACCGCCCCCACCAAAACCUUCCACAUCCACCAGCGAGGUGUCCUCGGAUUGACCUGGUGCCCGAAGGACUUCGACCUGGUCGCGUCCUGCGGCAAGGACAACAAAAUCUACUGCUGGAACCAAAACUCUGAAGAGCAAAACGGGGAAAUCCUCUCGGAGCUCGCGACCACCAACCAGUGGAACUUCGACGUGGCCUGGUGCCCCCGCAACCCGGCCCUCAUCGCCGGUUCCUGCUUCGACGGCAACGUAACCGUUUACUCGAUCAACGGCGGAGCGCACGCCCAGGUCCAAACCGUAAACAAAAUCGCCGAUUCGUUUCCUGGAAUGGACAGCAUCGGGCACGAGCCGGUCCAUCCGUUCGCAGGACAGCCGCAGCCGACCUGUAACGAUCUUAAGCGACCGCCCAAGUGGUUGAAGCGACCAGCGGGAGCGUGCUUUGGGUUUGGCGGCAAGCUGGUCACGUUCAACGGAACGAGCCGCACCGUCACCGUCAACCAGGUCGUAACGGAUCGCGAGCUGAUCGAGCGCUCGAACCGGCUCGAGCAGGUGCUGGCCGAGGGUAACUUUGGCGAGUACUGCCGCCAGAAGGCGGACCAAACCGCCGACCAGCACUCGCGCUUCCUGUGGUACUUCCUGAAGGCCAACUUUGAGGAGAACCCGCAGGCCGAGAUGCUCAACUUGUUGGGGUACCACACCGAAGAUAUUGCAAACAAGUUUAAAAAGUACACCGAAAGCGGCAAAGAGCCGGAGGCGCCGGCGGAUCCCGUGGAAGGACUAACCGACCAGAUGGCUGGAUUGAGCCGGAAUAACUCCACCGAGACGGAUCCCACCACCGACGAUAGCACCGAUCUCUCGACCCUGGACAACAACGCCGUGUUCGACGCGAUCGCCGCCGGCAACAAACUGCUCAACGAUCAGCACCAGGAUGCUGCAGCCAACAUCUCGGGAAGCGAAAAGCCCAGCGACAACAUUCCGUACCGCAUCCGGACGGGCACCGACACGGAGGGGCUGAUUUGCGAGGCGCUGCUUACGAAGAACUUGGAGGCGGCUGUGGAACUGUGCAUGGAGGCCGGGAAGACGACGGAAGCGCUGAUCUUGGCGAUGAACGGAGGUUCGGAGCUGUUGGCGCGAGUUCAGUACCGGUUUUUGAAGAAUAGUGACAGCUAUUUGGCGAACAUUAUUUCGGCGUUGGUGACGGAGGAUUGGAGUGGGGUCGUGACGCAGUGUACGAUCGACUCGUGGAAGGAGGCGCUGGUUGCGGCGUUGACGCACUGUCAGGGUCAGUUGCCGCUGCUUUGUGAACGGUUGGGGGAGCGGCUGCAGAUUGAGGCUGGCGGGGAUGUGGAGUUGGCGAGGAAUGCGAUUUUGUGCUAUGUUUGUGCGGGGAGUACGGAGCGGUUGGUGGAGGCUUGGAAUCUGCAGAAGCCGAACGGGUCGUUUGGAGAUUUUGUGAACGGGGAGCCGGAUAAGAAUAACAACAGCAAUCGGGACUUGCAGGAGUUGGUGGAGGUCGCGAUGUUGCUGCAGAAGGCGCUGGAGAGGCAGGGUAGGGCUACGAAUGUUACUGGGAAGUUGGCGGAUUUGUUGUCGCAGUACGCGAGUUUGUUGGCGGCGCAGGGUUCGCUGAACUCGGCGUUGACCUAUGUUGGUAAUUCAACUGACCCGGAGAUGGAGGAACUGCGGGAGCGAUUAUACUAUGCACUUGGACAUAAGACUGCGGCGCCUGUUCAGCAGCCUCAGCAGAAUAGCUACUACCAGAAUGGACCACGAGGAUCAAUCCCGAAUCAACAGCAACCUCCGUCGUUCAACAACCCGAUGUUCCCCACAAUUGGACAAGCCGCCAAGGUCAAGGCCUGGCAGUCGCAGAACAACGCACCGCAAAUCGCUCCAACUCCCCCGGUUCCAACAAUCCCACAACCUUCAAUGAAUCAACAACCUUCCUGGAACACCUCGCCCUUCCAGGGCGGACUUCCUCCCCAGCAGCAGCAGCAACAACCGGCCGUAACUCCCUUCAACCCUGGCCCACCACCUCCCGCUUCAACGCCCUUCACCGCGGCCAAACCUCCGCUGGAUCAACCUGCCCGACCUGGAUCAGGAGCCUCCCAAACCGGUGGUUCCUCCCUCGGCCGAGCCAAGUACGUCCUAGACCCAUCGGUCACCUCCGGCUCCAACUACGGCGGCUACCCGGCCAACGUGUUCCAACCCCCGGUCCAGCAGCAACCCCCGCCCGUCGUCAACCAAUUCAACCAGUUCAACACGCAACCAAUCGCCCAACAACCGACCAUGUUCAACCCUGGCCAACCCCAACAACCCGCGUCCAACAACAACUUCAAGCCGUUCACCCCGGCUCCGCUAGUGCAAGCCGGCUCACCCUACCUUCCCGGAGUGUCCCCGCUGGACGUUUCGCAACCGCAGCAGCAGCAGCAGCAACACAUGCAACCCAACUUCCAGCCGCCUCCUCCGCCGAUGGGCAACAUCCAGAAGAACCCGACGCCACCGCCCGGCUGGAACGACCCACCCGCGCUCAACUCCAGCAAGCGAACGCAGUUUGGCGAACAGUACGAAAUGUCGGCGGUCCAUGCGGGGACGCGCCGCUGGCGAAAGAUCAUCGAUUCUAACGACCACCAGCACUCGAAUCGGUCCUCGCCGCAGCCCAAACCCGAAAUCACCCCGGUGGCCCCGAUCACCGCCCCCUUGCCAGGAGGCUUCCCCACCGGCCAGCAAAACAACGGUUACCCGGACCCGAACAGCAACUACAUGCCUGGUCAGUACUUACCCCCGGGUGGAAUGCAGAUGCCCCCACAACAGCAGCAACAAACCCAACCCCCAAGCAUAUUCAACCCCGCGGCCAUGGGACAACCACAGCAGCAGCAGCAGCAGAUUCCCGGUGCUAUAAAUUAUCAGAAUUUCCAGCAGACCUUGCCCCAGCAACAGCAGCAGCAGCAGAUGUCAGUGCCCCAGCAGAACAACUUCAACGCCACCAACUUCCGGCAACAGCCGGGCGGUGGUCAGCAGAACACGCAAGCUGCUCCGCCAGUGCCGGAACCUCCCAAGCAGAAGGCACCGAUCCCGGAGGAGUACGUCUUCCUGCAGACAGUAUUCGAGGAGCUGAAGAAGCACUGCAUUGCGGCGGCCGCGAAUCCGCAAACGAAGCGAAAGUUGGAAGACGUUUCCAAGCGGCUAGAGGUUUUGUACGAUCUGCUGCGGGAACAUAGGCUCUCGCAGAACACGCUCGGCUCGCUCGGCCAGCUGGUGCAGCUGAUCCAGGCCGGCGACUACGCGAACGGCAUCGGGCUGCACACGCAGAUGGUGUCGGGGCCGGACUUUGCCCAGAUCGCCAGCUUCAUGCCCGGUAUUAAGGUGCUGCUGCAGUCGGCGAUGCAGUUGCAGGUGUACUUGCGAUAAGUCCGCGUGGGGAGUAGCAGUAGCAGAUGGGUAGUAAACUAUUGUAGGCAAGAAUAUAAUUCUAAUAUAGGCAAAAUAAUAUCUGACAUUAUAUUAUAUAUGUGCUGUACGAUUGAACACGAACGAAAGAGAACGUUAAGCAAAGAGCGACUGCAUUUAACCUUGUUUCCCUACUUCAAACGAUUAAUUUCUGUUGUCUGUUUAGUUUAUGUUGAAAUCAUCUUCCGUUCUUACUUAGCGAGGCUGUUCAUCACUACAGUAUCGUUUUUGGUUGUUUCCGAUAGUUUUGCCGAUAAAACCGAUUCAAUAGAUUCUAUUUAUAUGUCUUUGUCGUUCCCCGAGUAAUACUUUAUUUACAAUGUAUUAUUUUAAGCUACAUGUAUCGCGAAAAUUAAACGUAUAUACUUUACACACUAACCUUC